Molecule: messenger RNA, 1803 nt
Organism: Trifolium pratense (red clover)
Lineage: Eukaryota; Viridiplantae; Streptophyta; Magnoliopsida; Fabales; Fabaceae
Product: vacuolar cation/proton exchanger 3-like
Exons: 12
Coding region: 115-1500 (461 amino acids)
Biological process (GO): intracellular calcium ion homeostasis; calcium ion transmembrane transport
Cellular component (GO): plant-type vacuole membrane
Molecular function (GO): calcium:proton antiporter activity
Source: RefSeq, a predicted model, not a curated record
ACAAAACAAUACAUGCACACAAGAGAUAGUAGCUAUAGCAAGUGAGACAAGUACAAAUACACAACACUUUCACUUUUUGUUGUUUUAAGUUUUGUCCUCAUUUUGCAACACAAAAUGGCUUCUCGCCAAAUAACACAAGAACAACAACCAUGGCUUUUGGAGAAUGGUGAUCCAAAGCGCUUGACCAAGGAAGCUAGACAUGGACAUGGGCGGAGCAGAACCGCCCAUGGCAUGUCUGCGACUUCCUUGCGCAAGAAAUCCGAUCAUGCUCUUGUGUCGAGGGUUCGAUGUGCUUCCCUUCGGAAUGUCUUGGUUAACAUCCAAGAAGUUAUUCUUGGUACCAAGCUGUCCAUUCUCUUUCCUGCCAUUCCUGCUGCCAUCAUUGCUCAUUACUUAGGCCUAGGAGAAUCAUGGGUUUUCAUACUGAGCUUGCUUGGCCUCACACCACUUGCUGAACGUGUGAGCUUUCUCACAGAACAAAUUGCUGUAUACACUGGUCCUACAGUUGGAGGACUUCUUAAUGCAACAUGUGGGAAUAUUACUGAGGUGAUUAUAGCAAUAUUUGCUCUUCAAAGCAAUCAAAUUGCUGUUGUCAAGUAUUCUCUUUUAGGUUCAAUCCUUUCAAACCUUCUUCUUGUUCUUGGAACCUCUCUUCUUUGUGGUGGAAUUGCAAACAUUGGAGACGAGCAAAAAUAUGACAGAAGACAAGCAGAUAUGAACUCACUCAUGCUGCUAUUGGCAUUGUUAUGUCAUUUGCUUCCAUUGCUAUUCACAUACACUGCUGCAUCACCUGAACUCACAGCAGAACCUUCACUUUAUUUGUCAAGAGCUGCUAGCAUCGUGAUGUUGGGCGCAUAUUUUGUUUACUUGAUCUUUCAACUAUGGACACAUAGGCAAUUAUUCGAAGCCGAAGAAGUAUGUGAAGGUGAAGGUGAAGGUGAGAACAAUUCGGCAGAAGAAGAGGCUGUGAUUGGAUUUUGGAGUGCAUUUGCUUGGUUGGCUGGAAUGACUGUUUUCAUUGCUUUGUUGUCUGAAUAUGUGGUGGAUACAAUUCAGGAUGCAUCAGACUCAUGGGGUUUGUCUGUAAGCUUCCUCAGCAUAAUCUUGCUACCAAUAGUUGGCAAUGCAGCUGAACAUGCAGGAGCAAUCAUUUUUGCUUUCAAGAACAAGCUGGACAUUACCUUAGGUGUUGCAUUGGGUUCUGCCACUCAAAUUGCAAUGUUUGCGGUUCCUCUCUGUGUACUUGUUGCUUGGAUAAUGGGAGUGAAAAUGGACUUGAACUUCAAUCUCCUUGAGACAGGUUCUCUUGCUUUGGCAAUUAUCGUCACUGGCUUCACUUUACAGGAUGGUACUUCUCACUACAUGAAAGGUCUUGUUCUCCUACUUUGCUACCUUGUUAUUGGUGCUUGUUUCUUUGUGCAAAGAACACCCCUUAACCCAAAUGAUGUUCCUAACAAUAUCACUCUCAAAUCAUUCACUGAUUCAGUUUUAAGCGCCUAGCCUAAUAAUAGGCUAUGGCUUAUUUUGGUUCCUUCCAUAAAUGAAGGAUGGAAGCAUAUAUCCAAAUUCAUCAAAUGCAGAUUCAAUACAUUGGUUAUUGGUUCAUUCCAAUCAUUUUGUCACAUCCAGAUAGGAGGGAAGAAAAUGUUUGCAGUAGCUUUGUAAUUUUUAUUACUAGCUUUGUGAAUAGGAUUCUAAGAUUUUAAAUCUUACAUUUUGUGUCCUAUUGGUAUAAGAUUUAAGGGGGUGUUUGUUUGGCCGUGCAUUUUACUGGAUAUCAAAUAAAUGGAAUUUGUUUUUAUA